UCAGCAAGCCGAUCUCCUCAGUCACAGCCAAGACGCACAAUCGUAAGGAUGCAUAAAGCACUGCUGAUUCUGCUCUUCGUGAGUGUAGUCUCCGCGAUAAGCGAAUACUUUAUUCCUACAUUGAAAGCCAACUGGUUCAAGGCACGAGAAUUUUGCAACUCAGUGGAUAUGAGUUUGGUAUCUAUUCCAAAUAAAGAAGAACAUGACAAACUAGUGGAGAUCGUGAGGAACUCGGACAAAUACUCCGACAAGAGGAGAUUCUGGAUCGGAGGAAGUGAUCUACCGGAAAAUGGCACUUUUUCGUGGGUUUCCACUGGGAGAAUGUUCACGUUUAAUCGCUGGGCCACCGGAAGGCCAAACCAUACCGAUGAAAAUCACAAUUGUGUCGAAAUGAUUUAUUGGCCCUCAUUGAACUGGGACUGGAAUUGGCAAAACAGUGACUGCAAUAGUGAAAAAUUUUAUUUCAUUUGCAAGAGAAACAAUAUGGACUGCAUUAGUGAAUUUCGGUAACAGUUUGAAUAUUAAAAAUAAGGAUUAAUUCUGCAUAGUAAAAAUAAGUAAAACAUUAUGAUGGAUUCAUUGCACAUAACUUACGUCGUAAAUAUCUCGUGAAAAUACAUUCAAAUAAUUGUGAUACGUCACUACGUUUGUUUACUCAUUCCAAUGCAUUUAAGAUUUAUUAGUGUGUUUUAAAACUGGCAAUUUGUUGUUGUUAUUAACUAUAUGAAAUU
Aedes aegypti (yellow fever mosquito) is the source of this 731-nucleotide messenger RNA. RefSeq names its product perlucin-like protein. Gene Ontology annotation, biological process: biological process involved in interspecies interaction between organisms. The coding region runs from base 49 to 510 and encodes 153 amino acids. Gene Ontology annotation, cellular component: external side of plasma membrane. The transcript is spliced from 2 exons. Lineage: Eukaryota; Metazoa; Arthropoda; Insecta; Diptera; Culicidae. The record is from RefSeq and is a predicted model, not a curated record. Gene Ontology annotation, molecular function: carbohydrate binding.